ACUCUCUCAGCCUCAGAGGAUGCCCAGGGCAACCCUCCCCUGACAAGGCCCAAAGCAGACUGAGGAAUAGGAUGCAACCCUCGGGGCUCUCUGAAGAAGGCUCUCCAACUUUGCUCUGCCUCAGUCUGGGCGUUCCUCCUCCUCCUCCUCCUCGGGGCUUCUGCCUUGGCGAAGGUGGGGCUGCCUUCCCUGCCAGUCCCUCUGGCGGAGGCUCCCGGAGGCAGAGGAGGAAGGGGAGCCCAGGCUGGAGGCACCGGAGAGCCAAGGCAGGCGCAGUCAGGGGCCAUGCCUGGCAGCGACACCGCCUUGGCGGUGGACAGGACCUACUCCGACCCCGAGGGCCACCGGCGCCGCUCCAAGACCCGGGUCGAAAGACAUGACAUGAACACUCUCAGCUUGCCUCUUAAUAUUCGCCGAGGCGGUUCGGACACUAAUCUCAACUUUGAUGUUCCUGAUGGCGUGUUUGAAUUUCACAAAGUAAAGCUCAGUGCAGACAGUCUGAAACAAAAGAUUCUGAAAGUUACUGAACAGAUCAAAAUAGAACAAUCAGUACGAGAUGGGAAUGUGGCUGAGUACUUGAAGUUAGUGAACAGUGCAGAUAAACAGCAAGCGGGGCGAAUUAAACAAGUCUUUGAAAAGAAGAACCAAAAGUCUGCCCAUUCCAUAGCCCAGCUGCAGAAGAAAUUAGAACAGUAUCACAGAAAGCUAAAGGAAAUUGAACAAAAUGGUUCUUCUAAAAGUAACAAGGAUACUUCCAAGGACAGUCUGAAAGAAAUUCAACAUUCUUUAAAGGAUGGCCAUGGAAAAUCCCGUCCUACUGGCCAAGGUAAUGAGAGCAGCAAAACAGGUGUUCCAGGUGUCUCAUUGACACCGCCAGUGUUUGUUUUCAGCAAAUCCAGGGAGUUUGCAAACCUGAUCCGGAAUAAGUUUGGUAGUGCUGACAAUAUUGCUCACCUAAAGAGCAGUUUGGAUGACUUCAGACCAGAAACUACUUCAAGGGCUUAUGGUGGAAGUGCCACUAUAGUGGCCAAACCAAAAUACACCAGUGAUGAUGAGUGCUCAAGUGGAACAUCUGGCUCUGCAGAUAGUAAUGGAAACCAGUCUUUUAGCCACAGUGCAACAAAUGCUUUGGACAGCCAUGGAAAGCUUUCUAUGCUUUUGGAAGAACUGCGGGAGAUAAAGGAAACACAAUCCCAAUUAGCAGAAGACAUUGAAAGUUUAAAAGUACAGUUCAAAAGAGACUAUGGCUUCAUUUCUCAAACACUGCAAGAGGAACGAUACAGGUAUGAGCGAUUAGAAGAUCAGCUGAAUGAUUUAACAGACCUUCAUCAGCAUGAAACAGCCAACUUGAAACAAGAAUUAGCAAGUAUUGAAGAAAAAGUUGCAUAUCAAGCCUAUGAACGCUCACGAGAUGUUCAGGAAGCAUUGGAAUCUUGCCAGACACGGGUUUCUAAGCUGGAACUCCAUCAGCAAGAACAGCAAGCCCUGCAGUCAGAGACUGUGAAUGCCAAAGUCCUACUGGGGAAAUGUAUAAAUGUCGUCUUGGCUUUCAUGACUGUCAUCCUCGUGUGCGUCUCCACUAUAGCAAAGUUUAUCUCUCCUAUGAUGAGAAGCCGUUUCCACAUUAUUGGCACGUUUUUUGCGGUAACCCUUCUUGCAAUUUUAUGCAAGAACUGGGAUCACAUUAUCUGUGCCAUCGAAAAAAUGAUCAUACCAAGAUGAAUCCACAACUCCAGAACAUUCCUGUUUUCAAAAAGAAGAAGAAAUGCUUCUUAACUUCCAAAUCUUCAGUUUUGCAGCUUCACAUCAUAGACUAAAUUUCUUCCCCUUUAUUGGUAUAAAUAUGAUAAUUCCUGGCAGUUCUUGUUAUAUGGAACAAAGUGAAACUUUUAUGAACUAGUUACUUCUGUAAAUCUUUUUGCCUUAAUUCAAUCAACUUUUCUACACUAUGUAUCUCCUAGUGGUCAAGUCCUGAAUUCAUAAUAUUAAUUAGACUUGGGUUUAGGAGCAAUAUAAUAAAAAUAAGUAACUAGCAACAAUCCUAGCUGGGACACUGUGUUUUAAUAAACAAGAAUCUGUAUCAUCCUACCUUUAAAAAAUAACUAGCCUUUCCUUAUGAACCAUAUGCAAACAAUGCAGUGAGAUGUGCACAUCUUAGGCAGUGCUAACUGCAUUUCCUGUGUUUCCUAACGACCAUAAUUCAUAUGUUAGAAAUUGGAUGGUGUUGAAUAACUCGCCUCUGUACUAUUGGCAUUGGCCCAGUAGUUAAAACAUCCUUACUUAACCCUUUCUAGGGUUUUUUUGCAUUACAAAUUAAUUGAUACUAUAUUCAAAUCUGAUUUUGUUGCAUGGCAAAAACAUGUCAUGCCUCUUGAAUAAAUUAAGACCUGUAAAGAAUAUUGUUUCCCCAAAAAUUCACAUUUGGUAUCCAUACCUUUGGAUGGAAUCUCUGUAGAAUAACAGGAAUUCCAUUUUUCUCCAGAGGUGAUGAAACAUGGGAAAGGUUCAUAUUCCUUCAGAAACUGAAGAUAUGUUAAGUGUCAAAUGAAUGAUGUUCCUAAAAGCAAGUAUGAGUAAAUACCAUGCUGGGAGGAACAUAGUGGAUUGAGUAGAAUAAUCUUUUGUCUUCUGUUCUUAUUUCCCAUAUUCAGUUUUAACUCUCAGUUAUUAAAAUGAUAGUUUUUGUUCUCUCCUUGAAUUCCUUCUAAUCAGUAUGUUCAGCUCCUCCUCUUAUCUUUCCUGCCUGUCCACCUCUGUGAGGCUGUAUAAUGCUGCUCUCCUGCCAAUAUCUAGCUGUAGCAGGACAGCUUUCUCAAAUCAGUGUGUGUUUCAGCAUACAACACCGCUAUCACUGUGAAGUUUGUAUUGAAAUAAAACUUCAUGUAAGAAAAAAAUAUUGUAUAAGAUAGUUGAAUAAAUUUGGCUAGGAAGUUUAAAAAAAGGGAAAUCCUGUACAGUGGGUAUUUCUGGUUUUUGUUUAUAAAAGAUGAAAAGGGUCUGCUUAUUUAUCUUUCAACUGCGGUUGGAGAAAAAAUAUCUUGGCACCUUUUCUUAAUGUUGUUUAGAUUAGUGAAGCAGCGUACUGGAAUCCUGUUGCACAUUUCCUAUGUGUUGCAAUGGAGUGUGCACUGGAGAAAUUGCUGGUGAGUUCUACUCCUAAGACACUCUCAAUUCAGGCUCAUGGUUGUUGCUUAUGAGUGAAACUGUGCAGAAGACUAGCACUGUACUUUUGCUGACCCACUAUAGCAGGAACCCCAUCUAUCUUGCAAGGACCAGGGAACAGUUUGGUUAGCUGUCUGAGGGUGCUUCCUGAUGGACAGUUUUUGGCAACACCAGUCAAAAGAUAUAGUACAACUGUUCCCAGGGUGUGGGGAACAAUACCUUUUUGGACUACAGCUCCCAGAAUGUCUCAGCCAGUAUGAGUAUGUAGAGAGAUCUUGUAGCACCUUUGAGACUAACUGAAAGAAAGAAGUUGGCAGUAUGUGCUUUCAUAAUGGAAGUUCCCUUUAUUCAAAAACUCGAUGCUUGCAAAUGCUUUGACAACGGGAGAGAAGCAGGACGCCUCAAUGAUAUUUUAGAAGUGCGACAGGCUACCACACUUUCGCACUCCUGGAACGCUUAAAGAACCUUUUGCCGAUGGUAAGGCUGCAUGUGAUAAGGGCCAUAGACUAAAGUCUGCUUCCUCAGAUGCAUCUGAGGAAAUAAAUUUAA
This is a messenger RNA of Sceloporus undulatus (fence lizard), 3711 nucleotides long. It is a transcript of the gene TMCC3, whose product is annotated as transmembrane and coiled-coil domain family 3. The transcript is spliced from 4 exons. The record is from RefSeq and is a predicted model, not a curated record. Bases 286 to 1722 code for a protein of 478 amino acids. Lineage: Eukaryota; Metazoa; Chordata; Lepidosauria; Squamata; Phrynosomatidae. Gene Ontology annotation, cellular component: endomembrane system.